Dovyalis caffra is the source of this 1128-nucleotide messenger RNA. The record is from the annotation of a GenBank genome assembly. Lineage: Eukaryota; Viridiplantae; Streptophyta; Magnoliopsida; Malpighiales; Salicaceae.
AUGGGUGGUGGAGUACUACUAGGCAUGCCUGGACCAUGGGCUGAUGAUAAUCGCGAACCAUCUGAUUUUUAUACUUCCAAAAUUGGUGGACUCCCGGAUUGGCCUUUUCUUUCUGAGCACUUAGCUCCGAGUUUGCUUAUUUGUGGUGCUUGUGGAAGUAAAAUCUGUCUUAUUGCCCAGGUUUAUGCUCCAAUUUCUAAUGGAACUUUGAACAUUGAAGAUCGAACUGUUUUAGUGUUUGGUUGUAUAAUGCCAAAUUGUGGGAACACCCCUCUUAGUUGGCGAGCUCUUCGUGUUCAGAAAGUUGAUAUUGAAAGAGAAUCAUCUACAAGUACCGAAGACGUGGUCCCUUCAACUCCACCUGUUUCUGUUUCAAAAGCUAACUGGCUGGAUGAUGAUAGCGAUGAAGACUUUGAUCUUGAGGCUUUGGGUAAAGCGCUUUCUGAAGCUGGAACGUUGGCUUCUCACUCCAAGAAACAAGAUGUGAACCGACGAUCUGAGCCUGUUGUAAAGAAUUCCACUUUGGUGCCAAGGACAGGAGUAGACAUGGAAACGCCUGUGGUUCCGUGCUUUUAUAUGUAUACUCAAGAGCCAUCCUCGAAGGAUGUUGUUUCUUCCAUAUGUUCAAAUUACUCCGGACUUUCCAUUAAGGAGAAACAAAAUUGUGAUUACAAUGAUCAUGAAAUGGAAGUUGAGGGGGAACAAGAAGUGUAUGAAUAUGAUAAAGCUUUAAGUGCUGACAGGACAUACCUCAAGUUCAAGAAACAGUUGGAUGCAAACCCAGAUCAAUGCUUCAGGUACUUGUAUGGUGGAAAGCCACUUCUCCCUACAGCAGAGGUGGUAGACCCUGGCAAGUGCAAGUUGUGUGGUGGUUUCAGGCACUUUGAGAUGCAAUUGAUGCCCCAAUUAAUAUCUUUUCUAUUAGAUGGAGCUGAUGAUUGUCAAAAAAAUGUGCUAGAGAAUUGGAACUGGAUGACACUUGUGGUCUAUACUUGCUCCAAGAGUUGUUCUAACUCAUAUGAUCAAGAAAAAUCCACAACCAACGGCUGGAUUGUGGCAGAGGAAGCUGUUUUGGUACAAUUUGAGAAACCCUUGCACGAGUCGAUUCACCUUGGUUAUUUCUCAUGA